AUAUUAAAGCAACCAAAACUGCCACAACAUAGGAAACUCUGUCUUUCUCUCUCUAACUUUCUUUUUCAAUUUCUCUUUCUUUCUCUCUCCAUUUCUUUUUUUCAUACACGGUUUUGUUCUGUGACACUGUUAUUGCCGUGUUUUUUAUUUAUUUUGUGAGGGUCUCUGUUUCUGGGACUCUUUGGGUUUGAAACAUCUAAGAGAAAAAAAAAUGAGUUGUUUUAGUUGUGUUGGAAAAUCACGCCGAAAGAUUGAUACCAAAAACUCUAUCCAUACAGAGAAGCUUAGUGAUUUCACUUCAGCUGAUAAGGUCAAAGUUGAUUUGAAUGUGAAUGAUAAAAGUGAAGAUGUUUCAAAACAUGAUCAACUUUCCCUUGACGUGAAGAACUUGAAUUUAAAUUUAAAAGAUGGUGUUUCCAAGGAUGGAAAAGUUGCAAAGACAUUUACUUUUGAGGAGCUUGCAGCUGCAACAGGAAAUUUUAGGGCAAAUUGCUUUGUUGGUGAAGGAGGGUUUGGCAAGGUUUAUAAAGGGUAUAUAGAGAAAUUAAAUCAGGUUGUUGCAAUUAAGCAACUUGACCCUAAUGGACUUCAAGGAAUUAGGGAAUUUGUUGUUGAAGUGUUGACACUUAGUUUGGCUGAACACCCAAAUCUUGUCAAGUUAAUUGGGUUUUGUGCCGAGGGAGAGCAAAGGCUAUUGGUGUAUGAGUAUAUGCCAUUGGGAUCUUUGGAGAAUCAUUUGCAUGAUCUUUCGCCUGGUAAAAAACCGAUUGAUUGGAAUACAAGAAUGAGAAUAGCUUCUGGUGCAGCUAGAGGUUUGGAGUAUUUGCACGACAAAAUGAAGCCUCCUGUCAUAUACCGUGACCUCAAAUGCUCCAACAUUUUGUUAGGCGCCGAUUAUCAUGCCAAGUUAUCUGAUUUCGGCUUGGCAAAAGUAGGUCCUAGCGGCGAUAAGACUCAUGUUUCAACAAGAGUUAUGGGCACAUAUGGGUACUGUGCUCCAGAUUAUGCAAUGACAGGUCAAUUGACAUUUAAGUCGGACAUUUAUAGCUUUGGUGUUGUUCUUUUGGAGCUCAUCACAGGCAGAAAGGCGAUCGACCAGAGAAAACCUGCUAAAGAACAAAAUCUAGUCGCUUGGGCAAGGCCAUUAUUCAGAGAUCGACGAAGAUUCUCGGAGAUGGUAGAUCCAUUGCUUGAAGGUCAAUAUCCAGUGAGGGGUUUGUACCAAGCUCUUGCCAUUGCUGCUAUGUGUGUUCAAGAGCAGCCUAAUAUGCGGCCGGUUAUAUCUGAUGUGGUGACAGCUCUAAAUUACCUUGCUUCACAAAAAUAUGAUCCUCUAAUUCAUCCAAUACAAAGCCCGAGAAAAAGUUCAUCUUCUCCAAGAAUUAGAAGCGAAGGUCAUAGACGCAUUACUAGUAAAGACUCUGAGACAGACAGAUUCGGAGAUUAGAUUAUAAUUGCAGUGUUUUUGAGACACUUAAAAACAUUGUAAUGUGCCUAGUUAUCAAUUUUUGCUUUAUAGGAGAUAACAGGUUCCUCUUAAAAAGUCUCUUUGUACAUGUGAACUUGCUAUUUUGCAUUAAAGAUGCUUCAUUAGGAUUCCUGUUUUGUCUCAUUUCUUAGUGUAUAGCUUCAGCAUUAUCA
Molecule: messenger RNA, 1641 nt
Organism: Cicer arietinum (chickpea)
Lineage: Eukaryota; Viridiplantae; Streptophyta; Magnoliopsida; Fabales; Fabaceae
Product: probable serine/threonine-protein kinase PBL5
Biological process (GO): protein phosphorylation
Molecular function (GO): ATP binding; protein kinase activity
Source: RefSeq, a predicted model, not a curated record